This is a messenger RNA of Oppia nitens, 731 nucleotides long. RefSeq names its product mitochondrial import receptor subunit TOM22 homolog (gene mge). Gene Ontology annotation, cellular component: mitochondrial outer membrane. The transcript is spliced from 4 exons. Lineage: Eukaryota; Metazoa; Arthropoda; Arachnida; Sarcoptiformes; Oppiidae. The record is from RefSeq and is a predicted model, not a curated record. Gene Ontology annotation, biological process: intracellular protein transport. The coding region runs from base 135 to 707 and encodes 190 amino acids.
AGUUCAAUUGAAAACGCAUUUGAAUUAUAAUUAUUAUUACUGUAUAAUAAACAGUCAAUUCAUAGACAACUGUAUUGUCGUCUUGUUUUUAGUUGUCAUCAGUGGUUAAUAAUAAUCUUAAUUUGUUUACAAUUAUGACUGAAGACAAUAGUGGCGCUCAUGAUAUGGAUUAUGGAGAAAGUGGUGAUGAACAACAAUCAUCAACAUUGCCGCCUGAAUUACCGCAAGGGUUUGGCGAUCAAAGUGUCCAAUCUCCCGAUUCGGGUAUUGAUGACACAAUGGCCACAAGUCCAGCAGAUGCUACUAUACCGGCGGAGAUUUCGUCAUCACAAGUUGUCAGCAAACCAAUUGCUAAUGUCGACCAAGACAUAGAUGACGAUGACGAUUUUGAUGAAACAUUAGUCGAGCGACUCAUUGGUCUGACUGAGAUGUUUCCCGAGACGUUACGUAAUUUGGUCUAUAAUGUGACCAAAGGUAGUCUUAAUAGAAGCAAACAAUUGUAUGGAUUGAGUUGUUCGGUGUUUUGGGUGGUCUUCACUUCAUCGGCCGUUUUAUUGGCGCCGUUGGCUCUCGAGAUGGAGAGAUCGCAGUUGGAAGAGAUAAAUAAACAGCAACAGAGACAAAUACUGUUGGGUCCUUCGGCGGCCAUUUCGGGUGGAGGUCACGGUAUGCCAAUGCCUCCCUUAUCGGCUCCCGCUCCGCGUUAAUUCGAUAUCAUUUAACAGCCCAUA